GCAUUACGUUCGCCAGUCCGCGAGUUGGCACGACGGUAGUGCGUUCGACGCUUUUGACGCGCUCGAUAACGCUCGGUAUCUUUUUUUUCCUUUUCUUUAAUUUUUUUUUAAUUACAUUUUCGCCCGAAACAACAUUCGGUUUGUCGAACAUAAAAUUAGCACUUGCAAUUUCGGAGAGGCUGAAGAGGUUUUCGUAUUUGAAUUUUUUCGCGACGCGUCAAGAUCCUACAGAAUCGCUGAUAUCCCGUCGUGCCGAUCCUUUCGACUCCCUUCGUUCUUCCUUGUCCCGUAGUCGCCUGAAAGUUGAGAGAACAGUCAAGAACGGUGAGCAGCCAGAAAAAGAGGGAGAGAUAGAGACAGAAGAAGAAGGAAAGAAGGCUACUUUCGCUUACGUCGAAGUGUCACGAAGAUUGUAGUGUGUGUUACGGUUUUUGGACCAACGUUGACCAAUUCGUACGCGAUCUUCCGAUAAAAAGAUCGCCGAGGGAGUGAUAGACUUCGUUCCAGAUUUCCAAAGUAGACCUCAGGAUAGCUCUCUGGCAUCAUGUCGAUUAUAAUGCAAUACAUAGACCGGUUCCAUGAUAUGUUGGAUAAACAUGCAGAUACAAGGACGACUGAUUGGUUGCUGAUGAGUUCACCUUUUCCCACGCUGUUCAUUUGCAUUACUUAUGUCUACGUUGUCAAAACAUUGGGUCCGAAGCUUAUGGAGAACCGAAAACCUUUCCAGCUUAAGAAUACUCUGGUAGUCUACAACCUGUUUCAAGUGAUCUUCUCCGCGUGGCUGUUUUAUGAGUGUCUGAUGGGCGGAUGGUGGGACCAGUAUAGUUUUCGCUGUCAACCGGUGGAUUAUUCUAACAGCCCCACCGCGAUAAGGAUAGGGAUAUCCGGCUGGCUGACUGGAGACUAUUCUCUAAGGUGUCAACCUGUAGACUACAGCGACAGACCUGAAGUACUAAGGAUGGUCUACGCAAGCUGGUGGUAUUACUUCUCGAAAUUUACCGAAUUCAUGGACACGAUUUUCUUUGUGCUGAGAAAGAAAAACAAUCAUGUGUCUACAUUGCAUGUGAUUCAUCAUGGUUGUAUGCCUAUGUCGGUAUGGUUUGGUGUCAAGUUUACACCCGGUGGCCACUCGACUUUCUUCGGUUUAUUAAACACUUUUGUCCACAUCGUGAUGUAUACGUAUUAUCUUCUGGCGGCGAUGGGUCCAAAGGUACAACCAUACCUGUGGUGGAAGAAGUAUCUGACUGCAUUCCAGAUGCUACAGUUCAUCGCCAUCAUGGUUCACGCCUUCCAAUUGCUCUUCAUCGAGUGCAACUAUCCGAAGGCGUUUGUCUGGUGGAUCGGUCUGCACGCCGUCAUGUUUCUCUUCCUAUUCAAAGAGUUCUACCAACAGAGCUAUCAGCAAAAGAGGCCUGGCAAAUCGAAUAUGGUGAUAAACGGCAUCGCCAAGGAUGAUCAAUCGAAGGAUAAAUACGCGAAUGGCGUCGCUAACGGCGUUUCCAAUGGCAUCUCCAAUGGCAUCGUCAAUGGCGGGGCAAAUGGCGUUGCGAAUGGCAAUAUCGCUAACGGCGUUGCCAACGGUUCCUCACCUAGAAGGAGGGAUGCUGCCGACUAUUAUGUGAAAGGCGAAAGCUUAGCGACCGAGCUCAGCCUCCGAAAAUCGUUCGCGAAUGUCGAGUGACUUUCGAGCGAACGCUUAGCCUAGUCGAUCUUCUCUCGCCACGCGACGCCGUGUUUUUCCGCGGAAUUAUCGAAAGAUCCAACGGGCUUUCUUUUAUCUCUUCCUUUCUUUCUCUCCUUUUCUUUUUCUUUAUCCUUAAUCUGCCAAUAUUAUUAUAUAUUAUGCGAAGGAUCGAAGGACUCAUCGAGAUCGACGCAUCUUUAUGUAAAAAAAAAAAGUACAAAAUUGCGUCGCACGCUUUCGGCUCGCGGUAUACAAACAUUGAUAUUUACGAACGCGUGGCAACUCUCUAGCUAAUUUUAGCUAAAAUCGCACGCAAUCGUAAUUCCGUAACUGUUGCAAAAGGACGCUCGGACGGAUCGUAUCUUCAUGCUCCUAUGAGUAUAAGAAACGAACGGUUUUUUUUUUAAUGACGGUAUCAAAAUGCGAAAUGUUGAGCAAAGCAAAUGAAUAAACCUGCGAUUUGAACCCACACAGCAUGCAUAUCCAAAAGAUGUCCAGAAGGUAUCCAGAAAAUAUCUUUGGGCGAUUAGACAUUUUCAGGAUGUCCUGUCUUUUGGACAUAGAAUGCUAUAUGGAAAAAAGCUUUGAUGAUAAUAUACGUUAUUCUCGAGUAAAUGAUUCGGUAUUGAUAAUUAACUAAUGUUCACGAGCAUUGGAAAAAAAGAGAGUUGUUUAUUUAAAAAAUAAAUAUAAAUUUAAUUACACGAAAGAUCUUCGUAAUCUUUGCAUAUUCGGAAUAAAUUGAUUUUUUAUGAACAAAGUGAUGACGCUUAUUCGGAACAAAUUGAUUUUUUAUGAACAAAGUGAUGACGCUUAUUCGGAACAGAUUGAUUUUUUAUGAAUAAAGUAAUGACAAUUGAUUUUGUUUUGAACAAAGUAAUCUUUUAUCUUUCUGGGAAUCACGGUAGUUAUAAAUCGGUCAAUAAAUCAUUGCAUUGACAUUUCUUAUCCGUCGUUUUCGCAAUAGGAAAUACUUAAUGAUCAUUUUUGCGGAAUGCAAUAUCGGAAAGUGCAUUCCUUCUAGCUUGAUAAAAAUAAAUUCUGACAUAAUAGAAGAAAUUACAUGAAUAACGGUAAAUUACAAUAGUUAUAUUUUGACGUAGUAUGUUAAAUAUUUUUUUUCAUUUACAUUUCGAUUGCGUAGAGACACGCGUAGAAUUUGCGCACGUUUUGUCGAAAAAGUCUAAUGAUCUUAAUCGAGUCGGAUGAGACGAGUGGAUUUUAAUGUAAGAUUUUUCGACUUUAUCAGUACAAAAGGACCGCUAUAGAUCGGAGUGCGAGAAAUAUACGUUGUGAUAAAAGUCGUUGAACAUCCGAUUUUAUUCGUUACAAUUUUACGGUAAUGCUAUGUGCAUUAUUGUCUUGUCAAAGUUAUUAAACUCUUACUCUCUUUCUUUCUCUCGCUAUUACGUAAAUUCUAAAAAUUUUACUUUUUAUAUAUUACACACAAUAGUUAUAGUAUAUUCAUAAUUCAAGAUAUGAUUGAAUAAAAUUUAAUAUUGAAAUUUUAUACUUUAUAUAAUAUUAUGAAUUAAUUUCUUUUUAAUUAAAACGAUUCAUAAUGAAUUAAUCUAAAUUUAUUCAAUCGAAUCAUAAAUCCUCAAAAAUAUGAACGUUAGAGUUAAAUAGGAGUAGGGAUAUGAUCGCGUCGACACGAGCGUAUCUUGAAGACAGGCGUGCUUUUGCUCAAUAUUUAAAGCCCAAAAACAUCGGUUCGAAAUAUCAGUAACCGACUUCUGUGAUCGUGUACGUCGACUCGCGAGAGAGACUCGACCCUUUUUUUUUCUUUUUCCUUCUUCGUGCGCCCAGUAGUCGACGUCCGGUUCUGGUAUCGCGACGCCUAUCGCGGAUCAUUCGUCAUCUCGGUUGUCACUAUUUAACGCGUGUGAAUACGCGAAGCGUUAGAUUUUCCUGCUACGAUCGUUAAUUCUUCGACUUAUGUAUUGAGAAUCUCUUCAGGAGAAUAAGACGAACUCUUAGAAUAAGAUUACAAUCGAUAAAUCGUUAAAUUAUAUAAAAAAUGAAUAUGAAAUUAAAAAAAAUAUAAAUAUUUCUUUUGCAAUGUUGAAUAAAUCUCUCAAAGAUUGGAUAUGAUUGAAAACGGGUGAAAAAUUAUCGGUUCUUUUAAGCCCUCCUAAAUAGAAGUCGAAGAAUGAACACAAUCGAAAUGGCAGGCAUUUCUUGUUCGCUUCGCGCAUUUCAUAUAUAAUACAUCUUGUACAUAUAGGUAAGUUAGUUUUAUAUUAUAUUAAAAGAGAAGUUCGAGGUGCAACGAUCGCCAAGCUACACUUCGUGCUAUCGAAAUAAAAAAAAUCGAAUUGAGGGGUCAAAGUGCUAAUUUAUAUAAAUCCACAUGCGCGUAUGUAUAAGAAGCGAAAACUGUAUAAAAUCGCAAUAGGAUAGAAUUAUAGAGUUGCGGCUACGUACAUAAGAAAAAAAAAACAAAAACGUGUCAAAGAAAUGACUUGAGGUUUCGAUUCUUCUUAAACCUCCAGUCUGAUUACUGCCCUUUCUUCGAAUCUUAUAAUUUGAAUAAUAUAGAUGUGUAUAAUUGAAGAGCUUAUUUUUAUAUACAAAGCCUUGAUUUAUUAUAUUUUCUUCCCUUUCAUAAACAAAUAGAAAUGUAUCACUUACUAAACAGAUUUUAUAUCAUUUAUUAUCAAAAGAUUAAUUCCUUUGUUAUCUAAAUUGAUAGUAAGCUCUUCGAUUGCGAUCUAUUUGCAAUAAUUUUUUACAUAUACUGUACGUGAGCGUCCAUGCGACUGUCUAAAUUUGCCGUUUUUAAAGUUUGUAAAAUACCAUCGUUGAAUUCUUUUAUAUUAAAUAUCGGCCGUAAAAUGAUCGCUGUAGCGAUAAUGGAUAUUAAAUACAUAUGCAUGGUACAAAAAAAAAUAUACGUGAACAAUCCAACGAAUUCUCUCCCACUCGGCCGAGAGCUUGAAGUUGUUUUGUUGCAAGUGCUCGUCGAGAUGGGAUACGUCGAAAGCGAUUUAUGGGCCAAUCUCAUGAGAGAGUGAUCUGUGACAAUUCCAAGUGCUCUUACAUUGAGAGAACUUUUACAUUUUAUUGUAACAAAAAUUAAUCGCACAAUUGGUUAAUUACAUGUAUUACAUGAUGUAUUUUUGUGAAAAAUAUAAGUCUAUUUACUAUUCCUGUAUCCUGUA
Messenger RNA from Camponotus floridanus (Florida carpenter ant), 4848 nucleotides. RefSeq names its product elongation of very long chain fatty acids protein AAEL008004. Gene Ontology annotation, molecular function: fatty acid elongase activity. Gene Ontology annotation, cellular component: endoplasmic reticulum membrane. The transcript has 8 exons. Lineage: Eukaryota; Metazoa; Arthropoda; Insecta; Hymenoptera; Formicidae. The record is from RefSeq and is a predicted model, not a curated record. Bases 545 to 1681 code for a protein of 378 amino acids. Gene Ontology annotation, biological process: very long-chain fatty acid biosynthetic process; sphingolipid biosynthetic process; fatty acid elongation, polyunsaturated fatty acid.